AUGAUUCCCCCUCCUACUGAGAAAGGCGAGGGACCGGAAGUCGCCCCGCUGUUGACGCUUAAAGCAAUCACCUUUUGGGGUGCAGAUAUAGAGCUCGACAUGACAGAGACGCCUUCCCAGACACCCUGGGCCCUGACCAAGGCUCACAUUUUUGCCAUACUGGACGAGGAUGUCUACCGACCCGAUAAGAACUUGGGACUUGCCCCCGGACUUAUCCCAGCGGAGGUACGACGCGCGGAUUUCACGGAAAGAGGCCCAGCCAACGACAGAGAAAAACUGAGCACCUUGCAAACCAGAGCAUGGAUUGAGCAGUGGUGCAGAGAUGCAUUUGUCCUUGUCGAGGCGAAGAAGGAGAACGAGAAUCUGAACACACAUUUUGAACAACUCGAUGCGCUGUUCUCGACCCUGAUGAUCUGCAACUUCCAGCUCGAAAGGCAUAAAAAGGACAGGGCUACCGUUGUGGACAGCGCUUAUACCGUGCUGCAACGCCUCCCACGACACCCGCCCGAACUGACAUUCGAAUAUAGUCGGCGCUCGAGAAGCAACAAGACAGAAUCGGUCGGCAACCAAUGGCCACCUGAAUACUUUUGUGGUUCCUCUGCAGUAGGAAUAGAGGAAGUGGAUGCGCCACAGGGGUACAGGUGGACAGAUCUGCGAGUUCUUUCCAGACCCUGUACCAACGUCGUCCGCACUGCUCUCUGGCUGUGCAUGAAUAGGACAAAUGCAAUCGCAAUCCACGAAUACGCGGACACAAUAGUCAAGCUCCUUGAUACAGUGACCGACCUCCAAAAAGCCUCUACGACAGAAUCUGACGCGCGAGCAUGGUUCGUUCUGACUGCUCUUUUCUGGUCAGCUUGGCAGCAAACAGUGAUGCUACAGCUAUGUUUCGAUGCCACAAUUCGUCUGGACUACGGGUACGCAUCGGACGAAAACUACCAUAUCAUAGCAAGAGAGACUCCCUCGGUAAUGCCGCCGCGCGAGAUAGUGGAGAGAUUGAGACCGAAGUAUAUGUGCCAAUGGGCGUUUGAAUUGCUGCGCGCAGACCUGAGCUCUGUCACCCAGGACUUUAGGGCACUUUUCGAAGUAUAUGAGCGUCAAUUUGGUGGUCGGGAAUCGCGAUGUAACGUCAUUGACAGUGGGAGGGUAUGUGAUGGCAAAGCGCCUGCAAACUGUGAGAGAUUCCUGUCAAACAGGGUGGAGGAUCAAUCCGCUCAUGAUUUCCAAUGCCCUGGCUCUUCCUGCAGCCUCUUGACCUGGGACGAGCAGUCAUACAUGAGUAUCAACGGAGCGAGGGCAGUCUGUCUGGAGACCACGGACGACAAGCAUAUUCGAUAUCGCCCCGUAUCCGGCGAAAACAUGGCAGUAUCCCAUGUCUGGAGCCAUGGACAGGGCGGACGACCAGAGACGGGAUUCAACAUCUGCCUUCAUCGCAGGUAUACCGAGCUUGCAAGAUCUCUUGGUUGCACGUCAUACUGGAUGGACAGCCCAUGCAUACCAACGGACGAUGAGCUCCGCGACGAAGCAAUCGGCCAGAUCAAUGACAAUUUUAUCAAUAGCAAGCUUGUACUACUUGUUGACCGCGACCUCAUGGACAUAGACAUCGAGCCGCUGACUUUAGCCGCGGAAGAGGCAAUACUAGCAACCCUUGUGGUGUGCGACUGGAACGUCCGCGCGUGGACUCUACUAGAAGGCAUUCGCGGCCGAGCGAACCUGCAUAUUCUCUGCAAGGACAACCGCGUCAUCCCCCUAAAGACUGUCCUCACGGAUAUCCUCUCAAAGAGCUGCCUCAGUCUUGUUUCGCCCUGCCUAGCGGUCCAGCAUUACACACCGACUAGAGACAAAGUUGACCUGGUCAAGACCGAGCAGGCAACGUGCCUCUUGAACCACCGCCACCCAACCAAGGAUAGAGACAUCAUAAUCAUCUGGAGUCUGGUCUGCGGCUCAAACAAAGUGGUCAAGACCGCGGAGGCGUUUUGGAGGUCCAUGGUGGGCGGACGGCUUGCCACGGGAUUUCUUGUCUCGAGCUCACCACGGAUCAAGGGGAUUCGCGGGUUGAGCUGGGCGCCUGAAAGGCCAAAUCUCGUUCCUCCUGCGUCAGCAUCGUCGCCAAAAGGCGCUGCUAGCACACACGCCAAAGGCAGUCUACAGCAACAGCAGUACCCGGCGUUCAAUGGGGAGAACAGCGUUGCCGGCAAGAUCACGCCGGACGGGUUUCGGGCUGAGUGGCUGGUUUGCAAGAUCCAGCGCCGCAGAGCUCUUCCUGGCGCGGGCCUCUUCUGGCUGCACGGCGCCUCAGAUGAUGAUGAUGGGUACUUUUAUGUCUACAAUAAAGGCGCUAACGAUAAGAUGGAUGUCAAAAGUCUUUUCUAUUUGCGUUCUGUGGUCGCGCCGUUGUUUAAGCGGUAUCGUUGGGUUUCACUAUUGCUGCCGCCGUGGUCACAACGAGGGGGCGAGCACAUUGACCCUCCGGUAAGGCCAUUCAAGUAUCAGGGCGAGUGUGAGGGUCUUGUGAUGGCUAUUGUUGCGAGUAAUGAUGAGGCCGGGUCGGAAUGGGAGUGGCAGGGCGUCCAUGAGUGGGAUGUCAAGUUUAAAAUGCCCGAAUUUCCCAUUGCUAACAUUUUGAUUGUUUAG
This is a messenger RNA of Aspergillus nidulans FGSC A4, 2631 nucleotides long. RefSeq lists its product as uncharacterized. The transcript is spliced from 2 exons. The coding region runs from base 1 to 2631 and encodes 876 amino acids. NCBI's taxonomy places the organism in Eukaryota, Fungi, Ascomycota, Eurotiomycetes, Eurotiales, Aspergillaceae. The record is from RefSeq and is a predicted model, not a curated record.